AUGACUAAGGCUGCAUACCCAGUGCUCUACCACUUCCCAGAGGACUGGGCUGGGAAAGCCUUAAUGAAAACUGUAUGCAAGAACAAGCACAACACCAAGGCAAAUGAGCAAGGACAGCUAUGCAGAGGGAAGAAUGACAAUACCAACACCCCUAUCCAGAACAACAAGGAGCAGUCCAUCAAGGAAGAGCCUGUUGAAGAGGAUCCAUUUGAAGAGGAGCCCAUCAAAGAGGAUCUGCUGAAAGAGGAGCCUGUCAAAGAGGAUCUGUUUGAAGAGGAGCCAAUCAAAGAGGAUCCAUUUGAAGAGGAGCCUGUCAAGGAGGACUGUGCUUUCAAAGAGCCUGUGGAUGAAGAACUUGCUGGUACCAUUGAAUCUGACAAGAACAAGGAUGAUAUCAAAGUGCAAGUGAGCCUGACAAGAACUGCAGGUCUAGGAAAGAAAUGCUGUCAUAUUGAGGAUUCCAAUAGCAAGGAUGAACAAGAGGUUAAGCAACCUUUGUUCACAGCUUGCACCUUGGCUCCAACUCCAACUCCCACAUCCAAUGUUCUGCUACUCAAGCUCUCAGCUUGCACAUCCAAUGCCCCUGCCUGCCCAUCAAAAUCUUCUGCUCCAAAGUCCAAGUCUGCAUCCAAGACUUCCACUUCCAAGGCUCCCACUCCCACUCCCACUCCCACUCUUGCAUCCACAAACAAGGCCAAGAUCCCCACUGCUGCUGCCACUGCCAAGUCUGCCAUGUCCUUGUCUGAAUCAGAGCCAUCUCCACCUCCAAAAAUACCUUUGGCUACUGUGAAAAAGCAAGUGCCAGUAAGACUCUCAAUUGAAUGA
Rhizoctonia solani is the source of this 825-nucleotide messenger RNA. RefSeq lists its product as uncharacterized. The transcript is spliced from 4 exons. Lineage: Eukaryota; Fungi; Basidiomycota; Agaricomycetes; Cantharellales; Ceratobasidiaceae. The record is from RefSeq and is a predicted model, not a curated record. Bases 1 to 825 code for a protein of 274 amino acids.